ACACGUUGGGGCUCUCACUACAAAACUCUUGUUCGUCUUUUUGAUAUGUGGAAUGCUAUUGGUACAGUGCUAAAUUCGUUACACAUGCAUGGUGAAACACCCAAAAUUAAAAACAGUGCUGGUGGUAUUCUUGAUAAAAUGGAUUCUUUUGAGUUUGUUUUUAUUGGAAAGUUUAUGUUGAAAGUUCUAGGUAUGACUAACACCUUAUCAAAGAUAUUACAAGAACGAGAUCAAAAUAUUGGUUGUGCUUUGAAUAUGAUUGGUGUAGUAAAAAAGAACUUACAAGAUUUUAGAGAUCAUGGUUGGGAUGCCUUUUUGAAGGAAGUUAGUGAAUUUUGUGAAGAACAUGCAAUUGAUGUACCUAAGAUGGAAGAUUAUCUUCGUGGGCGAUCAAGAAAGAAGAUGAAAGGUGGUGAACCCAUGACAAAUUAUGUGCAUUUUCGUGUAGAGAUCUUUGCAAAGGUGAUUGAUACUCUUGCUGUGGAAAUGGAUAGACACUUUACAGAGACAAACACAAAUUUACUAAGAUGUGUAAUGUGUCUUGAUCCUUCUAAUUGCUUUGCGAGUUUUGAUCAAGAUCGGCUAUUGGAACUUGCUGUAUUAUACUCAGAAGAUUUUAGUUCUACUGAUCGAGUUGAGCUUAUUCAUGAACUUCAAAAUUACAUUUCGGAUAUGAAAUCGAAUGAAGUUUUUGCUAACAUCUCCAAUCUUGGAAGUCUUGCAAAGAAGAUGGUGGGGAUGAAUUAUCACACAUAUUUUCCUUUGGUAUAUCGGCUUAUAGAAUUGGCAUUGAUAUUACCUGUUGGGACAGCUUCAGUGGAAAGGAGUUUUUCUGCGAUGAAUAUUGUCAAGACUGAUUUACGCAACCGUUUGGGAGAUGAGCUUUUAUCAGAUUUCGAUGUUGUCUAUGCAACUGAACCGCCAAACCUUAAUGCCACGCCUGAAGAGACCCCGCGCUUUAAGUAUGCAUUUUGGGCUUUCGCCGCGGCAAUACAUGGAUUACAAUACUGCAUGCCUGUAGUGACGGUGGACGGAACUCAUUUGUACGGAAAGUAUAAGGUUCAUCUCCUUCUUGCGGUUGCCAUGAAUGGUAAUCGUGAAAUCUUUCCUCUGGCUUAUGCUGUUGUUGACGGACAAACAUUAGUGUAUGCACUUGUGGGCAGUGGACUUCUGAUUGUAUACCGUGUGUUCAUGUUCAUGCUGUUUACCACUCUUUUUGACAACAAGUUCCUCACAACAUAUUACCGGCUAGGUACUCGCUUUAAGGUUCUACCUCCCAAACGGCCAACAGAUGAGAUUCCACGUUUAGGGAGACGUCAACGCAAUCGAUACCAGGGCGAGAUAGAUUUCAGGGCAAGGAGAUGAAUUUAGUUUAUAAUUUUUUUUAGUUUGUAUCAGGGAAGCCUCCCGAGAGACUCUCUCGAGCUACACUACUAUCUCGUUAAGCUUGCGGGUGCUUAACAAACCGUUACAACUUGAGAGUUCGAGUCACACGAACCUCAACGAAUCCUUCAAAGGAAACAGACCUUCCUUUGAAUCAACGAGAGAAAUACUUUCUCUCAACGUGUCUAAGAACACAAGUACACUCAAGAACGAGACUCUCUUGUAGAGUAGAUUAUGAGUAAACUAAGUACGCUCAAGAACAACUCAACCUUCACACACAAAUGGCUCUAGAAAGCUAUGGAAAAUUAUGAUAUUUGAAUGCAAUGAAAGUAUGGAUGUUGU
Cuscuta campestris is the source of this 1725-nucleotide messenger RNA. NCBI's taxonomy places the organism in Eukaryota, Viridiplantae, Streptophyta, Magnoliopsida, Solanales, Convolvulaceae. The record is from the annotation of a GenBank genome assembly.